Molecule: messenger RNA, 975 nt
Organism: Cydia fagiglandana
Lineage: Eukaryota; Metazoa; Arthropoda; Insecta; Lepidoptera; Tortricidae
Exons: 1
Coding region: 1-975 (324 amino acids)
Source: RefSeq, a predicted model, not a curated record
AUGUGGGUGCUUCCAUUGAUCUGUCUCCUGCUCGGGUGUUGCUUCGCCGCCCCCAGCGCCAGCGACUCUAAAGAGUCCAACGAGUCCAAAGCCCCCGAGCCCGUCGUCUUCGCCAACUUCCUCAAAGAAGAACACGUCAUCUACACUUCCAAGCAUGAUAUUGUCAAAAUUUUCGCUCCACUGAACCAGUUCCCGAAACACGACUUUUGGUCCGAAUGGACUACUGUUCAUGGCGAUAGCAGCAGCAGUGAAGAGGUCACGCAACCACGUCAACUCUUCAUCGUUGAAGCUGAUGUCGACAACGGCCAAAAAACAGAACAAGGAAUGUACGUGUACAACAACGGUACAGUUACUAAACUGCUCGACAACGGCAGAGAUGCCGUCGCUAACAACGAAAACAUUAUUUACUUAGGAGCUAGUGAUGGCAUUUAUAAAUACAAUGAAGCUGCUAACAAAGCUGAAAAACAUGGCUCCGUGACUGAUAACAUUGUGCAAUUAGCAUACUUUAAUUUCACUAAUUCCAUCUACUAUGUAACUGCAAAUCAUGAAGUGUUCAAGCUUAACGAUGAAGCUACUGCUAGCGAAAAAGUAUCUAAACUCAAAGAUGUGCAAUCUUUAGUUUCUGGUUUCGACAGAAAAGCAUAUUACUACGAUUCUAAAAAGGAUGUGUACGUCUAUGAUCAUGAAAACAAUGGCGCACCUCAGAAAAUUGAAGGUUUACCGGAUAAUAUUGAUACAAUCGCGCUAUAUCCUCCCUUAUUAGGUAUGGAAGAAGGCGCGAAUUUACUUGUAAAUAAUGUUGUGUACUUGAUUAAGCCUGAUGCCACCGCCAGCAUAACUAAAAUCAGACUGGAAAGAAAACCAACUGCUUACGAACCUAAACCAACGUGUCACCAAUUUUACGCUCAAGACAAGAAACUGUAUGAAAUAGAUCUCAUGUCUCGUUUGAUGCAAAUGGGUUCGGGAUUAUUGUGA